This is a messenger RNA of Guillardia theta CCMP2712, 1185 nucleotides long. RefSeq lists its product as hypothetical. Lineage: Eukaryota; Cryptophyceae; Pyrenomonadales; Geminigeraceae. The record is from RefSeq and is a predicted model, not a curated record. The transcript has 2 exons. Bases 1 to 1185 code for a protein of 394 amino acids.
AUGGUUCUCUUGCGAGGAAAGUGGGAAAAGUCGCCAACUGAAUGGCUCAAGCACGUUCGCCAUCCUAGUACUGUCCAGCCACCGACAAAGCAUGGAGUGAGGGUCGUGGUGAUUGAGGCCGGCAAAGCAGAUGAGCUUCGGACAGACGUGACGAUCAAUCCUUGCUUUGAGCCAAGAGAUCUGCCAUGGCCUCUGGAGGCGGAACAAGCAUCUCACCUGACCUCUUGCGGGCUUGCGAUCAGUCUCGUAGAGUCGCUCAGGAGGAAUGAGGAAGGUGAGAUUCAGAGCGCAAUCCUCAAGUACCUGGACGCCUUGGUGAGUGUGUCGGAGGAGGCUUGCCAUCACCUCAACCGAUACAAGGAGCUUCCUCUCGAUGUCGGCGUCAAGCCCUCCGACGAAGACCGGGCGUGCAUCUCGCGAAUCGAGCAGUUGUGCUACGAGCAUAUAGAUCCAAACGGCUACGGGGAGAGCGUGAGCAACUGGUCGGGCUGGGCCGCGCUCUACGAAGUGUGGGUGAGGAAUCCCAAGGAGAAGCUGAGCAAGCUGAAGAUCUACGGGGUAGAGAAGAAGAUGAGCUCGUUCGACUUUGGAGGGGCUCACCUGACAGGCGGGAGGAUAUGGGCAAGCUCGCUCCUUCUGAUCCGAUGGCUCUCUUCGAUAGCUGGAGCGCUUCUGCUAGGAGAAGGACCCAUCUUGGAGCUGGGAGCUGGGCUGGGAGUCGUCGGGAUUGCCUUAGCCAAACAGGGACACAAGGUGGUAGUGAGUGACAGGGAACCCGCGCUGUUGGCGAGGAUGCAGGAGAAUGUGGAAGUGAAUCAGGUUGAGAGGACGUGCAAGGUGCUGGAUCUGGACUGGGCUGAGGUGGCGAAGCCACGCGUGAGCAAGCUGCUGAAGGCUCAAGGGUUCAGCUCUGUGGUAGCUGCAGACAUCAUCUAUGAGGAAGAAAUGGCCGACCUGAUCUUGGGGGUACUGCCAUACGCGCUGCCAAGAGGAGGAAACGUUGUCAUCAUCACGCCACUGAAGCAUCGCAAGGGGACGGUAUCCUUCAAGGAGAAACUGGAGCGCAGAGGCUUCGAGUUCUCCUCGCAACUUCUCCAUUGCAACCCGAGUUUGCACGAGCUCUUCGCAUAUUACGAGCCGGACCAGGAAUACCUGGGGUAUGUCAUCCGGAUCAAGAGCUCUUGA